This is a messenger RNA of Dromiciops gliroides (monito del monte), 2163 nucleotides long. RefSeq names its product NADPH oxidase 5 (gene NOX5). Gene Ontology annotation, cellular component: NADPH oxidase complex; plasma membrane. The record is from RefSeq and is a predicted model, not a curated record. NCBI's taxonomy places the organism in Eukaryota, Metazoa, Chordata, Mammalia, Microbiotheria, Microbiotheriidae. The coding region runs from base 1 to 2163 and encodes 720 amino acids. Gene Ontology annotation, biological process: superoxide anion generation; defense response. Gene Ontology annotation, molecular function: superoxide-generating NAD(P)H oxidase activity; calcium ion binding. The transcript has 15 exons.
AUGAAUGCUGACGAUGAUGCUAAGUGGCUGAAGUGGGUGUCACAUCAGUUUGAAGCCAUUGCUGGAGAAGAUCGGGAGAUUGACCUGCAAGAGUUCAAGACAGCAUUGAAAGUGAAAGAGUCCUUCUUUGCAGAGAGGUUUUUUGCCUUGUUUGACUCUGAUGGAAGUGGCACUAUCACCCUACAAGAGCUUCUGGGGGCUCUGAAUCUACUCAUUCAUGGGAAUGCAAUGGACAAACUCAAAUUCCUCUUCCAGGUGUAUGAUGUGGAUGGGAGUGGGUCCAUUGAUCCGGACGAGCUCCGCACAGUGCUGCAGUCUUGCCUGAAGGAGAGUGCCAUCUCCCUGCCAGAUGAGAAGCUGGAUGACCUCACCCUGGCCCUUUUUGAAUCAGCCGACAAAGACCAAAGUGGCUCCAUCACCUUUGAGGAGCUCCGGGACGAAUUAGACAACUUUCCUGAGGUCAUGGAAAACUUAACCAUCAGUGCAGCCAAUUGGCUGAAGCCUCCAUCCUCCAAGAAAACGUCACAGAUGCCCCGCCACCUUACCUCAGCAUACUGGCAUAACAACAGUGGCAAGCUGGCCAUUCUGGCAGCCUACAUCGGGCUCAACAUUCUGCUCUUCACCCUGGCAGCCUUGAAGCACCAGUCCUUUGGAGCCAGUAUCAUGGUGGCCAAAGGCUGUGGCCAAUGUCUGAACUUCAACUGCAGUUUCAUUGUGGUGCUGAUGCUGCGGCGUUGUCUCACCUGGCUAAGGGCCACGUGGGUGGCCCGAAUUUUCCCAUUGGACCAGAAUGUCGAGUUCCACCAGCUCAUUGGUUAUGUGGUAGUUGGAUUUACACUUGUACACACUGCUGCCCAUGUGGUCAACUUCGUGCGCCUGACUCAAUUGGAAGACAGCCCCUUCCAGUUCUGGGAAUAUCUCCUCACCACCCGGCCUGGCAUUGGCUGGGUCCAUGGCACAGCUUCCCUCACAGGCAUUGUUCUGCAGUUUCUCAUAUUCAUCAUGCUGGUAUGCUCCUGCUCCUUUGUCCGGAGGAGUGGGCACUUUGAGGUAUUCUACUGGACCCACCUCUCCUACAUCUCUAUCUGGGUGCUGCUCAUUAUACAUGGGCCCAACUUUUGGAAGUGGCUGCUGGUCCCUGGUCUCUUGUUCUUCCUGGAGAAAGUUGUAGGGCUGGUGUUGUCACGCAUGGCAUCCCUAUGCAUUGUGGAAGUCAGCCUCCUCUCCUCUAAGGUCACUCACCUCGUGAUCAAUCGGCCUUCUUUUUUCCGCUACAAGCCUGGAGACUAUGUGUUCUUGAACAUCCCGGCUAUCGCCAAGUAUGAAUGGCACCCUUUUACUAUAAGCAGUGCGCCGGAGCAGGAAGAUGCUAUCUGGCUGCACAUCAGAUCACAGGGACAGUGGACAAAUAGGCUGUAUGAAUACUUCAAGGCUUCUGACCCCAUUUACUUUGGUGCCAAGAGGCUGACACAAAGCCUGAAGCUCAGAAGGAGUCAAAAGAAGUCCCAGGUCUUUCCUCUGUCAAAUGAAAACCACCAAUUCUGUAACAUCAAGUGCUAUCUGGAUGGUCCCUAUGGAACUCCAACCCGACAGAUCUUUGCUUCUGAACACGCAGUGUUGAUUGGAGCUGGGAUUGGCAUCACCCCUUUUGCCUCCAUUCUGCAGAGUAUCAUGUACAGGCACCAAAAGAGAAAGCAAAAUUGCCCCAAUUGCCAUUACUCAUGGUGUGAUGAUGUCAAGGAUGAUGAGAUGAAACUGAGGAAGGUGGAUUUCAUUUGGAUCAACCGAGACCAGAGGUCAUUUGAAUGGUUUGUGAGUCUGCUGACCAAACUUGAGAUGGAUCAGGUCAAAGAGCAGCCAGGAGGCCAUUUCCUGGAGUUGCACAUGUACAUGACUUCAGCCUUGGGCAAGAAUGACAUGAAGGCCAUUGGCCUACAGAUGGCACUUGAUCUCCUGGCCAAGAAAGAAAAUAAAGACUCCAUCACUGGACUGAAGACAAGGACCCAGCCAGGGAGACCAGACUGGAGCAAAGUGUUCCAAAAGGUGGCUGCUGAAAACAAAGGCAAAGUCCAGGUCUUCUUCUGUGGAUCUCCAGCUCUGGCCAAGGUGCUGAAGAGUCACUGUGAACAGUUCAGCUUCCGAUUCUUCAAAGAGAAUUUCUAA